AUGUAUCCAAACUUUUUCCGGACAGUUCCGGAUGAUGAGAUGCAAUAUGUGGCCAUAGCAAAGUUACUGGAAAGGUUGAAGUGGAACUGGGUCGGGAUCCUUACAUCUGAUGAUGAAUACGGAGAGAGGGAGAUCCGACAUCUCAGCAAACAUUUAUCUAAUCAUGGAAUUUGUAUUGAAUUCAAGAUUCUGGUGUCUAAAGAGAAUUAUAAUAAAAUUCCUCCCGAGCUGCAGACCUCAACUACGGAAGUUCUUAUUAUUUGUGGCUCAUUUAGUCUGACUUAUUACAAGUUUUUGGAUAAUAAUGUCCCUUAUUACAUGAAGAAAACAUUUAUUAUACCAGAUUCUUGGUCAAUGAGUGAAAUGUUUUUUAUUCUCAGUAACUGCAGCUUGGUUUUCACGUACCCCCAUCUCUACAUAAAGGGAUUGCUGGAAUAUCUUUAUAGUAUUAAUCCAUCCAGCCGCCCAAAUGACCCCCUGAUAGAGGAUAUUCUCAUAACUGAAUGUAGAUGCUUUUCAAAAAACCAAAUAAAAAAUUUCCUCAUUCCAAUCACAUUUAGAUGUCCUCUUAGGGACUGCAGUUUGGAGACAUUUCCACUUGAUUUAUAUUAUCCUGAUGAGAAAACAUCCUAUAGAGUGUAUAUCUCAGUCUACAUUUUGGCUCAAGCAUUACAUGACAUGGAUUUAUCUUUUAAAAAAUCUGAAAUAAAUCCACACACACUAAAGUAUAAGCUGUCCCGCUAUGUAAAAGAAGUCCAGUACAAGGAUCCGAAUGGCGAGGUCAUGAUUUUUAAUGAUAAAGGAGAACUGCCCAGCCGACUGGACAUUAUAAAUUGGAUUACAAGAAUUGAAAGUACAAAUUCCACUGAUUGGAUGCUUGUGGGUGACUUUGAUGGGUCCCUUUCAGAGGAUCAGCAACUUACACUAGAACCAGAGCUAAUAUCCUGGAAAGGAGACAAGGAAGUGGCACACUUCCAGGAUUCCUUCCCAUUUCAGUGGAAGGAGGUGGCUAUUACCUACCUUGGCAUUCAGAUUACUAGGAAGAUGACGGACCUCUACAAUCUGAACUUCUUAAAAGCUCUCUCAAAAGCUCAAAGUGACCUGAAAGACUGGGCCAAUCUGAACACAUCCUGGUUCGGCCGUGCGGCCUUAAUCAAGAUGGUCCCAAGAGGUCGAUGCUCCGAGGAAUGUCUUCCAGGGUUCAGAAAAUCCAUAAGAGAAGGAUAUCACCCAUGUUGUUAUAAUUGUGCUCCGUGUUCAGAAGGAGAAAUAUCAAACCAAUCUGACAGUGAACUCUGCAAGAAGUGUCCUGAAAAUGAAUGGCCUAACAAAGCUAAAACUAUUUGUAUUGACAAGGUCAAUGAGUAUUUAUCAUACGAAGAGGACAUUCUAGUUUUAUUUUUUUCUGUAGCUUCAGUCCUGCUUGCUAUGACAUCUCUCCUUAUACUUGGACUAUUUGUUUGGUUUCGGAGCACUCCCAUAGUCAGAGCCAAUAACCGGAACCUCAGCUUCAUUCUGCUCCUCUCCCUCAUACUGAGCUUCCUUUCUGUAUUCCUGUUCCUUGGCCGUCCUGUGGAUAUUACCUGUAUGCUGCAACAAGUCACUUUUGGAGUUCCCUUCACCAUCUCAGCAUCUUCUAUUCUCGCCAAAACCAUCAUGGUCUUCAUUGCUUUUAAAGCCACCAGACCUGGAAGCUCUUGUAGAAAAUGGGUGGGAGUCAAACUCCCCAAUACAGUCAUGUUAUUCUGCUCAUCCAUUCAGGUUAUGAAUUGCAUUCUUUGGUUGUCCAUCUCUCCACCAUUUCAGGAGUAUGACAUGGACUCCUAUCCUGGGAAGAUCAUCAUUCAGUGUAAUGAAGGGUCAGUUAUCGGCUUCUACUCUAUGUUAGGUUAUAUGGGGUUUCUGGCAGCUGUGAGUUUUGUUCUGGCUUUCAUGGUGAGGACAUUACCGGACAGUUUUAAUGAGGCCAAGUACAUCACCUUCAGCAUGCUGGUGUUCUGCAGUGUCUGGAUUGCCAUGAUCCCGGCCUAUCUGAGCACCAGAGGGAAAUACAUGGUGGCUGUGGAGAUAUUCGCCAUACUGACCUCCAGUGCUGGAAUAUUAUUGUGUAUGUUUUCUCCAAAACUCUACAUUUUACUUUUCAAACCUGAACUGAACACAAGAGGGACAAUGCUGGCGAAGAGAAUGUUGUAA
Rana temporaria (common frog) is the source of this 2193-nucleotide messenger RNA. RefSeq names its product vomeronasal type-2 receptor 1-like. The transcript has 5 exons. Lineage: Eukaryota; Metazoa; Chordata; Amphibia; Anura; Ranidae. Gene Ontology annotation, cellular component: membrane. The record is from RefSeq and is a predicted model, not a curated record. Bases 1 to 2193 code for a protein of 730 amino acids. Gene Ontology annotation, molecular function: G protein-coupled receptor activity. Gene Ontology annotation, biological process: G protein-coupled receptor signaling pathway.